Messenger RNA from Cuculus canorus (common cuckoo), 1495 nucleotides. It is a transcript of the gene PHF1, whose product is annotated as PHD finger protein 1. The record is from RefSeq and is a predicted model, not a curated record. Gene Ontology annotation, biological process: chromatin organization; regulation of DNA-templated transcription. Gene Ontology annotation, molecular function: chromatin binding; DNA binding. NCBI's taxonomy places the organism in Eukaryota, Metazoa, Chordata, Aves, Cuculiformes, Cuculidae. The transcript has 14 exons. The coding region runs from base 13 to 1398 and encodes 461 amino acids. Gene Ontology annotation, cellular component: nucleus.
UCCAAGGAUGCGAUGGCGAGCGAAUCGGGGUGCCCCCCCCCCCCAGCCCCCCAAUUUCGGGAGGGCCAGGACGUCCUCGCUCGCUGGACCGAUGGUCUCCUCUACCUCGGGACCAUCAAAAAGGUGGACCCCGACCGUCGCGGCUGUUUGGUUCAAUUUGAGGAUAACUCCCAAUUUCUCGUCCUUUGGAAAGACAUCAGCCCAGCGGCUGUGCCCGGCGAGGACCAAGCGUGCUGCGUGUGCUCGGCGCCGAGCCUGAACCCCCAAAAUCAACUCAUUCGCUGCCAAAAGUGCGGACACGCUUACCACCAGCAAUGCCAUCGCCCCCCCGCGCCCCCCUCGGGCUCCUGGAUUUGUCGCCGCUGCGUCUUCGCUCUCGCCACGAAGAGGGGGGGCGCUUUAAAGAAGGGUCCCCACGCUAAAGCCAUGCUGGGAAUGAAGAGGGUCCUCCCGUAUCAACUUGGGGGGCUGGAAUGGGACCCCCCCCACCUCGCCAACCGCCAGCAGUGCUACUGCUACUGUGGGGGACCCGGAGAAUGGAAUCUGAAGAUGCUGCAAUGCCGGAGCUGCUCCCAAUGGUUCCAUGAAGCCUGUACCCAGUGUCUGAGCAAACCGCUGCUCUACGGGGACCGGUUUUAUGUCUUCGAAUGCUGUGUCUGCACGGGGGGGGCCGAGAGCGUCCGGCGGCUGCCGCUGCGCUGGGUGGACGUCGCCCACCUCAUCCUCUACCACCUCAGCGUGUGCUGCAAGAAGAAAUACUUCGAUCUGGAGCGCGAGAUCCUGCCCUUCGCCAACGCCAACUGGGACGCCCUCCUGCUCGGGCCGCUCGCUGAGACCCCAAAGGGCGAGAGGUACCGGCAGCUUCUCGGAGCCCUGAAUGCCCACAAGGACAGAUUCAUUUCAGGUCGGGAGAUGAAGAAACGCAAAGGGCUCUUUGGGCUUCACACUCGGGCGCCCCCCCCGCUGCCCCCCAACUUUUUGGGGGGGCUCCCCCCUUCCUCCUCCUCCCUUCUCCCCCCCCCCACCAGGAGGGGGGGGUCUCUUCCAGCUCCCCCCCAGGGCAAGAAAAGGGGGGGCCCCGCCGUCGCCCACCCCCCCGCCGCGCACAGGGCCCCCCCGGAGGGUCCUACAACUUCCGAAGGACGGACGCGCGCUGCCCCCCCAGCCCCCCCAUCCGGAUGUUCGCGUCCUUCCACCCCUCGGCCAACACCGCCCCGGCUCGCAGCGCCGCCAGCCCGGCCCCCGAGAGCCCCGAGCGCCCCCCCCGCCGCCCGCCAGGCCCCGCCCACUCCAAACAGACCACGCCCACUCGGGCGCAAACCACGCCCUUUCACCACCAAACCACGCCCACGUCGCCUCAGGCCCCGCCCCCUCCGCGCGUGCUCGCCCGGCGCGUGACCCUGGACGGGACGGUGCAGUACCUGGUGGAGAGGGGCGGGGCCGGAGCGCUCGGGGACCCCCAAUAAACACCGACUGGGAGCACUGGUCUGUACUG